Hibiscus syriacus is the source of this 680-nucleotide messenger RNA. Its product is annotated as sec-independent protein translocase protein TATA, chloroplastic-like. The record is from RefSeq and is a predicted model, not a curated record. Bases 66 to 542 code for a protein of 158 amino acids. The transcript has 2 exons. Gene Ontology annotation, cellular component: membrane. Gene Ontology annotation, biological process: protein transport by the Tat complex. Lineage: Eukaryota; Viridiplantae; Streptophyta; Magnoliopsida; Malvales; Malvaceae.
UAAAACUUAAAUUAUUGAAAACAAAUAAAAGCUCUUCGAAUUCAAAGAGCUUGGCUGGUAAUACCAUGGAGAUUACUUCCAUAACACUUUCUCUUUCAAGAACCCCAGCAGCAGCAACUUCACUUCCCUUUUCUUCUUCCCAAUCCAAUUUCAUCACCACCAAUAACACCAUUUCUUUGUUGAGCAGAGCAAAAUCACAGACCAAAUCUGUUUCCUUUGUCGUUGGUCGACCAAUGAGGAAGACAACAGCUGAGCCUGCUAAAAAGGGUCUCACUUGCAAUGCUUUGUUUGGUCUUGGUGUGCCGGAACUUGUCGUUAUUGCUGGAGUGGCGGCUCUUUUGUUUGGACCGAAGCAGUUGCCUGAAGUUGGGAAGACUAUUGGGAGAACUGUCAAGAAUUUUCAACAGGCUGCAAAGGAGUUCGAAACCGAGCUGAAAAAGGAUCCUGAGUCUCUAACAGAGCAAUCCGAGGAGAAUUCCACAGCUGUUAGUGAAGAGAAGAUUCCGGAUCUUGAGGUCUCUAGCUCUAAGGAAAGUGUAUGAGUUCACAAACCAUCAUUUAGUCCAUAAAAUUCCUGAACUCGCAUGUCCGUUGUAUCGAUGAACAUUGAACAGAUAAUUUUGGAUGUAGAUUGGUCAUGUUAGUGAUUGUUUAAUUAAAUGGUUUGACAAUCUUUCAAU